This is a messenger RNA of Thunnus maccoyii (southern bluefin tuna), 1524 nucleotides long. Its product is annotated as ubiquitin-conjugating enzyme E2 2-like. The record is from RefSeq and is a predicted model, not a curated record. Gene Ontology annotation, cellular component: nucleus. Gene Ontology annotation, molecular function: ubiquitin conjugating enzyme activity. Gene Ontology annotation, biological process: protein polyubiquitination; ubiquitin-dependent protein catabolic process. Lineage: Eukaryota; Metazoa; Chordata; Actinopteri; Scombriformes; Scombridae. The coding region runs from base 435 to 878 and encodes 147 amino acids. The transcript is spliced from 7 exons.
UUUUCGGUGCCAUGAAACAGCGUCAGAGUGAGACCUCCUCCAUGCUGGAAACAGCGUCAGAGUGAGACCUCCUGCUCCCGGUGCCUGACAGCUGCUGUCUGUGUGUAACGGAAGACAUUUUGAGCCGCUGCGGUCGGUCCGGUCUGUUAUAUGAGUGGCAGCCUGAAGUCAGGGCUGACGUGCGGGAGAGUCAGUCACCAGACUGAGCUGUUAGUCGGCGAAAAAGACGCGAUUUAAAAAGAAAUCUACAGUUUAACCGUUGUGUGUAUAGCCAAGCCUGCUAGCUUAGCGCCGCAAACCAAACGCUAGCAAAGUCCUAGAUGCUAGUUAGUUAGCGUCACCUAGCUGGCCUCCUCCUCCUCCUCCUCCUCCUCCUCCUCCUCCUCCUUCUCCUCCUCCUCCUCCUCGACAGCCGGUCCCUUCACGCAGAGACGAUGGCUUUAAAACGAAUUUCCAAGGAGCUAACUGAUCUGUCCAGAGAUCCUCCAGCUCAGUGCUCUGCUGGCCCCGUCGGUGAAGACAUGUUUCAUUGGCAGGCUACUAUAAUGGGGCCUCCGGACAGUCCCUACCAGGGAGGAGUAUUUUUCUUGACCAUUCAUUUUCCUACAGAUUAUCCCUUCAAACCACCCAAGGUCGCCUUCACAACAAGAAUUUAUCACCCAAAUAUUAACAGUAAUGGCAGCAUCUGCUUGGAUAUAUUGAGAUCACAGUGGUCUCCAGCAUUAACUAUCUCUAAAGUCCUUUUGUCCAUUUGUUCUCUGUUAUGUGACCCGAACCCUGACGACCCGCUAGUGCCAGAGAUCGCCCGCAUCUACAAAACAGACCCUGUUAGGUACAACAAGACAGCUCAGGACUGGACUCAGAAAUACGCCAUGUGAUCCUCCUUCUGCUGGAAUAAACUUUAUUUUUCUCAUCGGGCCACGCCCCCUCCCCCCCCAUGCCCCGCCCCCCUCUCAUCUGCCAAUAACAGCAAUUUGUUCAGAUUUCAUUUUUGUCUCCAUCCUCAACUUAAAUUCAUCCAAACGCUUUUAAAACUUUUCUUUUUUUUUUUUUUGAUUUAAAAACAAGCGAAGGGCUGAAGACUCGGAGCUGUCAACGUGCCAACCGCAAAAAAAAAAAACAGAAACCACAAACCAGGAUCCAGCCUGGUCUCUGCUAGACCCGACCCCGAACAGAGAACUGUUACAAAUAAAUAAAAAGCUGCAGGAUAAUAUGAAUAAAUAAUAAUUUAAUGCAUGUCAGUGAUUGGUUCUUGUGCUGCUGAGAACAGAUUUUGUCCGAGUUUAAAAGAAAUGACGACAGCUUUUUUUGAGGUUUUUCUGUUCUUGUUUUCUUGUUUUUGUUGGUUUUUUUUUUUUUUUUGGUUUGUUUUUAGACGAGAGAGCCGUUAGUUCAUCCAUCAUCCACAACACUGUUCUCCUCUUUUUGCACUGAAGAUGAAACUUAAAGCUCUCAACGGCUGAUUGAUCAACUAAUAGCUCUGAUGUUUGUUUUUUUUUUCUCAAUAAAGUUGAACAAAUUGCA